Molecule: messenger RNA, 995 nt
Organism: Toxorhynchites rutilus septentrionalis
Lineage: Eukaryota; Metazoa; Arthropoda; Insecta; Diptera; Culicidae
Gene: cyp33
Product: peptidyl-prolyl cis-trans isomerase E
Exons: 3
Coding region: 89-991 (300 amino acids)
Biological process (GO): protein peptidyl-prolyl isomerization; protein folding
Cellular component (GO): intracellular membrane-bounded organelle
Molecular function (GO): peptidyl-prolyl cis-trans isomerase activity; RNA binding
Source: RefSeq, a predicted model, not a curated record
UAUGUUAUUUUGGCAAUUUUGUUUAUUUUGGUUUGAAUCGUAAAGCAAACGGUUCGCAUUUCAGGCGGCGAUUUGUGAAAGAAGAUAAAUGUCCAACGAUAAACGAACCGUUUAUGUCGGAGGCCUCUCGGACGAGGUAACCGAGAAGCUGAUAAACGAUGCCUUCAUCCCAUUCGGCGACUUGGUCGAUAUCCAGAUGCCGGUGGAUUACGAAUCCCAGAAGCACCGCGGUUUCGCGUUCAUAGAGUUCGAAAAUGCCGAAGAUGCUGCAGCCGCCGUGGAUAAUAUGAACGAUUCGGAGCUCUGUGGCAGAACGAUACGAGUGAACAUAGCCAAACCGCAACGCAUUAAGGAGGGCAGUAAUAAGCCAGUGUGGGCUGAGGAUGCUUGGUUACAGCAACAUGCCGGGGCUACCUUGAAAAAUCCGGAAGAAGGUGAAGGAGAAACCGAGGAGAUACAACCUAAGGAGCCUAAAGCUCCAGAGGAGAAGAAGCGGAACCCGCAGGUUUACUUCGAUAUCCGUAUAGGUAGCAAUGACGUGGGAAGGAUCAUAAUGUCACUGAGGGCAGAUAUUGUGCCGAAGACGGCUGAAAACUUUCGUGCUUUAUGCACCGGGGAACAAGGUUUCGGGUACAAGGGCUCAACGUUUCAUCGAAUCAUUCCGGAAUUUAUGUGCCAAGGCGGUGACUUCACUGCUAACAAUGGAACAGGUGGCAAGUCUAUAUACGGGAAAAAGUUUGCAGACGAAAAUUUCAUCCUCAAGCACACCGGGUUUGGGGUACUUUCAAUGGCCAACUCGGGACCGAACACGAACGGAUCGCAAUUCUUCAUCUGCACUGAAAAGACUGAUUGGUUGGAUAGCAAACACGUGGUUUUCGGGAAUGUGAUAAGCGGUGCUGAUGUGGUGCGCAAGAUGGAGAGGAACGGUACCAAAAGCGGAAAGGUGAAUCAGAAAGUAACAAUUGUUGCGUGUGGAGAAUUAAAGGGCUAGUAAU